Messenger RNA from Arabis nemorensis, 198 nucleotides. The record is from the annotation of a GenBank genome assembly. Lineage: Eukaryota; Viridiplantae; Streptophyta; Magnoliopsida; Brassicales; Brassicaceae.
AUGAUAAGUUUCUUUUCUGCUCAAGAACACAACUCCACAACGAUUAGAAGGCAGGAAGAAGCUGAGAGCAACAAGGAAUUGCAAGAAUCUUCUUAUGUGCUACUCAAGUCUCCAACAACAGCCUUCUUACCAAUUUUGCAAGGAAACAUGGAUGCAACCUUGUUUACUAUCUCCAAGCAUGCUACAAGCUCAACUUAA